AUGAAAUUCAAAUGCUUAUUGCUAAUUUUCGCCUUUACUAUUGUUUUAGCAGAUGCAGUACCUGGUUCAUUGAAACGUGACGCGGACGCAGAAGCCCAACCCCCAUGGGCAUGGAAACGUGAUGCGGACGCAGAAGCCCAACAGGGAUGGAAACGUGACGCGGAUGCAGAAGCCCAAUCCCCAUGGGCAUUAUGGCAGAAGCCGCCUUGGUGGCAUGAAAAAUUUUACAAGAAAAUAUUAUUUAAAAAGAAUAUCUUAAUUAUUACUUGGAUGAAAUUGUUAGAGAUGAUUAAUACCGGAAAGAGGUACUUUAUGGAGAUCUUAAAACGUUGUGGAAUAACAAAAAAGAAGGUUGGUUUGAGAUUGAAUGAAGGAGACUGGAUGCUGCAUUUGUGGAAAUGUCAUAAGAGUUGUUUAGAUUCAUAUGGAAUUAUUGAUCUUUAUGGAUUUACAAAAAAUCCAGAUACUUUGAAUUAUAUGGUAGUAAUGGAUUAUGCAAACAAAGGUAAUUUGAGAGGAAAUUUAACAAAUAUAGUAAAAAAUAAUUGGAAACAAAAAUUACAUAUGUUAUACAAAAUUAUUUCCGGACAUAAACAAAAUCUUAUUCAUUGUGAUUUACAUGAUGGCAACGUUUUAAAUCAUAAGGAUGUAGAAGAUGAAGAAGAUGAAGAAACUGAAAAUUAUAAGAAUGAAAAGGUUUAUAUUAGUGAUUUAGGAUUAUGUCAACCUGUAAAAUCAUUUUUAAAAAGAUAUGAUAUUUAUGGUGUUAUACCAUUUAUGGCACCUGAAGUUUUAAGGGGAAAAUCUCAUACUCCAGCUAGUGAUAUAUAUAGUUUUUCUAUGAUUAUGUGGGAAUUUACAUCUGGAGCACCGCCAUUUAAUAAUAGGGCACAUGAUAUUCAACUUAGUUUAAGUAUUUGUAAAGGUGAACGACCUGAAAUUAUUGAAAAUAUUCCACAAUGUUAUGUAGAUUUAAUGAAAAUGGGUUGGAAUAAAGAUCCAUUAAAAAGGCCAUCUUCUGAAAAAAUUUUAAAUACUUUACUGAAACUUGCAAAAUCGGGACUGUGUAGUAGCUAUGUAGCCGCUAUAUAUAUUAUAAAAAAGUAG
Molecule: messenger RNA, 1107 nt
Organism: Rhizophagus irregularis DAOM 181602=DAOM 197198
Lineage: Eukaryota; Fungi; Glomeromycota; Glomeromycetes; Glomerales; Glomeraceae
Source: RefSeq, a predicted model, not a curated record